Menidia menidia (Atlantic silverside) is the source of this 1191-nucleotide messenger RNA. The record is from the annotation of a GenBank genome assembly. Lineage: Eukaryota; Metazoa; Chordata; Actinopteri; Atheriniformes; Atherinopsidae.
AUGGAUCAGGGCGGACUAAAGUUUAAUGGUAAUCGAGACGACGGCGGCCUGACAUUUGGGGAGUUGGGACCUGAGGCGGGCGGGGAGACGGGAGACGCGCCUGCUUUGCUGUUCCCCCCGGCCAUGCACCUGCCGGGCCCCGGCUCUCUGCCUCACACCGCGGCGGCUCCAAAUGGACAGGGCAGGACCAAGGACCAGCGCGACAGAAGCCUCUUUGAGUCCAACCGAAACCAGGUCCCUCACGAAGGGUCCGAAACCGCCAAGGAUAAUACCGGUGGAAUGCAGAAACAAGACGAUCUUUUGAGCAUGGGGGACGGUUUCCCUUUGUUGAAUCAACGCGUCACGGAUCUUGACCGGACGUCCGCCUCCGCGAUGGGCGGCUCGGACAUGGGCGGCGUCCCCCUGCCCGACCUCUUCCCCCAUCACAUCAAGCAGGAGGUGAUCUUCUCCCUGGACAAGGACCUGGGAACGUACAGUGGGCAGAUGAGCGCCGGCCCGUGCGACCUGGACGGGGGCGGCGGUCACCUGAUCGACGACUCGGAGAUCUGGAGGGACCUGGUCCUGACCAGCUCCCUGCAGGAGAUCAACGCUUUCGAGCUGGAUUCGGAGGUGGCGCACUUGGAUAACAUCCUGCAAGACGGCAAUGGCGGCAACGGGGGUCCGGUCAGCGGCCUGCUGAAGGAAACGGCGAGCAACGGCGGCGUGAACGGCGCCGAUCAGCAGCAUCAGCAGCGUCCCCCCAUGCUCCAGCCCCCCCACCACAUGGUCCAGCAGCACCAUGUCCACCACCAGCCGGCAUCAGCCUCCAUCCUCUCCAGCGUGGUCAUCAAGGAGGAGAAGGACCCGGACUUCAUCCACAUCCGCACGCCCGGCGUGGUCAAGCAGGAGCGGCAGGACAGCCCCGGCUACUGCCCGGCCCAGUGCCUGCAGGGCGGCCCGAGCCCCAUGCCCUCCCCGAUGGCCGUCGGGGCCGGGGCGGGCUACCACUACAGACCCAGCCCCCCGUCCACAGCGACGGCGGCCAUGCAGGAGCAGAAGCCCUUCGGCCUGUACCCCGGCCUGCCCCAGAUGGGAGAGAGGUGGAUGGGGGAGAAACGAUACGGGGGGGAGACGUCCGGCCUGCAGGCCGGCGGCGAGGGGCUGGCCUCCGCCUCGGCCCUGACCAGCUUUCCCAUCGGAUUCUCCAGGUAG